Molecule: messenger RNA, 1347 nt
Organism: Aspergillus campestris IBT 28561
Lineage: Eukaryota; Fungi; Ascomycota; Eurotiomycetes; Eurotiales; Aspergillaceae
Exons: 2
Coding region: 39-1319 (426 amino acids)
Source: RefSeq, a predicted model, not a curated record
CCCGCGGUGAUUUCUUGGCCAGGCCCGCUCAAAUCACCAUGACGCCGACUCCCGAUCGCGUCGCGCAGAUCCUGCUCUCACGCCAUUCACUAGACCUAGUCUCAUGCAAAACACUCCAGACACUAUGGGCAGGCUACGGUCAAAUAUGCGCCAUAACAGCGCGCGCAACGACCGACGCCGCAGCGAAGCACGUCAGCGCGCUGUGCGGAGCUGUACCGACUGGAUCAGCGGGGAGCACGUAUCCUCUUAUCUUGAAGCUCAUUUCCCCUCCGCCGCUGCGCAAAGGUGCUGGCGGCCAAGAAGAUGAAGACGAGGGCCACUUGAGGAAGAUGCUGAGCUAUGAGGUGGAGCUACAUUUCUACGCUGAUGUGGUUCCACUGUUGGGUGAUGGUAUUGCUGUUGCGAAGUGUUUGACUUCGACGCGUGACGGCGUGAGAUCGGGAGAGAGAGAGGAGGAGGAGGAACUCCGCGGUCUGAUGGCUAUUGUUAUGGCGGAUUUGAGACCGCGGUUUCCGGUUGCUGGUGGGAAGAGGAGUGCGUUGGAUUGUGUGCAGGUGCGUGGGGCGUUGGGCUGGUUGGCGCGUUUUCAUGCUCGCUCGUGGGGGCUGUUGCGGCGGGGUGCGGGGGCAUAUCUAUUGCCGCCGCUUGAAGAGUCCAGGAGGAGGAGGGGCAAGGAUGCUGCUGGUGGAAGCAAGCUGUGGCUUAAUGGCGGGUACACGUACCUUGCGACGCGGCGGACAGAGUAUGCUUCUUUGGCGGAGGAUUCUUACUCGGAGUGGUCGGACGCCAUGUGCAGGGUGCCGGAGGGGUCCGCGAUGUCUAUUGCUGAGAUGGCAGCGCUGGUCUUGACGCCUUGUGGACGGCAUAUUGAGUCAUAUAUCCAUGGCGACGUCAAGUCGGAGAAUCUCUUCACCACGACCAAAGGAGAUGAGGUGGCGUUCUUUGAUUUCCAGUACGUUGGACUGGGUCUAGGAGUCUGUGACCUGGCUAAGCUGUUUACGUGCUCGGUCCCGCUGCAUAUGUUGCUUGAUGAUGAUGUCGACGAGCCUCUGCCGGAGGAGCUGACGAUGUGUGAUCGUGAGAGGGAACUGCUGGAGCGGUAUCGCCAGAGUCUCCUCUGCAAUGAAGAACCCGAUCGCUACGAAUGGGAAGAUUUCAAACGGCACUGGGAGACGGCCUUGGUGGACUGGUGCCGAUUUCAGGCCUCCUGGGGUUUCUGGGGAAACACUGAAUGGCUCGAAGCCCGUGUCAGGUCGAUCUUGGGCGACCCGACGUGGAGAGACUGGCUGUAUCAGAGUGUUAGUAGUCGGGUCGGCUAAUGGGAAGUGCAGGCACUUUUGAUUUCCG